CCUGAAGCCUGCCCGCAGGGUGAAGCCAUGAUGGGGAGACUGAGGCACAUGGAUAUGGAAAUGGAGGCAGGCAAAGAGGCGCAGAAAGGGAGGAGUUGGAAAGAGACUGCGAAAAGGACAGUGAUGGGAGGACAGAGAGUCACUGAGAAACAGACAGAGGCCUAGACCUGCAAAAGAAUGGUGCUGGAGGGAAACCCUGAUGUGGGGUCCCCCCGAACCUCAGACCUCCAGCACACCAGGAACAAGGGUUCUUGUCUCCUUUCUUCUCCCGGUGAAGGUGCACAGCCUGGUGAGGAGCCCAUCAAGUAUGGUGAACUCAUCGUCCUGGGAUGCUGUGAGGAAGGAGGUGAGGAAACCGAGGCUCAGAGAGGGGAAGUGACUGGCCCAAGGGCACACAGCUGUUACAACGGGUGUCUGGCAAGUGGGGACAAGGGCCGCCGGCGAAGCCGCCUGGCACUGAGCCGCCGGCCACAUGCCAACGGAGUGAAGCCAGAUGUCAUGCACCACAUCUCGACACCGCUUGUAUCCAAGGCACUGAGUAACCGAGGCCAGCACAGUAUAUCAUACACACUGUCCCGAAGCCACUCGGUCAUAGUGGAAUACACACAUGACAGCGACACAGACAUGUUCCAGAUUGGCCGCUCCACCGAGAACAUGAUCGACUUUGUGGUAACAGAUACAUCCCCUGGAGGAAAUGCUGUCGAGGGCCCUUCUGCCCAGAGCACCAUUUCCCGCUAUGCCUGUCGCAUCCUCUGUGACCGCAGGCCACCCUAUACUGCCCGCAUCUAUGCCGCUGGCUUUGACGCCUCCAGCAACAUCUUCCUUGGAGAGCGGGCAGCCAAAUGGCGGACCCCCGAUGGCCUGAUGGAUGGCCUGACCACCAAUGGGGUCCUGGUGAUGCACCCUGCGGGCGGCUUCUCCGAGGACUCAGCCCCGGGUGUCUGGCGGGAGAUCUCAGUCUGCGGGAACGUGUACACGCUGCGGGACAGCCGCUCAGCCCAGCAGCGGGGGAAGCUGGUGGAAAAUGAAUCCAACGUGCUACAAGACGGCUCGCUCAUCGACCUGUGUGGGGCCACACUGCUGUGGCGCACUCCAGCAGGGCUGCUGCGGGCCCCCACGCUGAAGCAGCUGGAGGCCCAGCGGCAGGAGGCAAAUGCAGCACGGCCCCAGUGCCCCGUGGGCCUCAGUACCCUGGCUUUCCCCAGUCCAGCCCGGGGCCGCACAGCGCCUGACAAGCAGCAACCCUGGGUCUACGUCCGUUGUGGCCAUGUCCAUGGCUACCAUGGCUGGGGCUGCCGGCGGGAGCGAGGCCCCCAGGAGCGCGAGUGUCCUCUCUGCCGCCUUGUGGGGCCCUAUGUGCCCCUGUGGCUUGGCCAGGAGGCUGGCCUCUGCCUGGACCCUGGGCCGCCCAGCCAUGCCUUUGCUCCCUGUGGCCAUGUCUGCUCUGAGAAGACUGCCCGAUACUGGGCCCAGACACCGCUGCCCCAUGGUACCCAUGCUUUCCAUGCUGCCUGUCCCUUUUGUGGGGCCUGGCUCACUGGAGAGCAUGGCUGUGUCCGCCUCAUUUUCCAAGGGCCACUGGACUAGGCUCUUUGGAACCCCUG
Fukomys damarensis (Damara mole-rat) is the source of this 1604-nucleotide messenger RNA. RefSeq names its product pellino E3 ubiquitin protein ligase family member 3 (gene Peli3). Gene Ontology annotation, molecular function: ubiquitin protein ligase activity; protein binding. The record is from RefSeq and is a predicted model, not a curated record. Gene Ontology annotation, biological process: regulation of Toll signaling pathway; protein K63-linked ubiquitination. Lineage: Eukaryota; Metazoa; Chordata; Mammalia; Rodentia; Bathyergidae. The transcript is spliced from 8 exons. Bases 178 to 1587 code for a protein of 469 amino acids.